Messenger RNA from Bactrocera neohumeralis, 931 nucleotides. RefSeq lists its product as uncharacterized. NCBI's taxonomy places the organism in Eukaryota, Metazoa, Arthropoda, Insecta, Diptera, Tephritidae. The record is from RefSeq and is a predicted model, not a curated record. The transcript is spliced from 6 exons. Bases 69 to 830 code for a protein of 253 amino acids.
CACACCAAAGUAAAUUUAGUAUUACUAAGCUUUUCAAACGGAAUUUCUAUUUACUUUUGAUUUCUAAAAUGGGCAACAAGAUCUGCUUUAUUUUACUAAUAAUUUGUUCAUACUUGACAGCUAUGGCGAUAGCACGACCACAGGAUUCGGGCACUUCAUGCGGCCCAAAUGCACAGUUCACCACUUGCGGCACCGCUUGUCCGGUUAAAUGCAGUGAUAAUCCCUUGUUGGGCACAAUUUGCACGGCACAGUGCGUCGUCGGCUGCCAAUGCAAUUUCGGAUAUCUGCUGAACGAUGCUGGCGAAUGUGUGACAUUAACUCAAUGUAUGGGCAACAAUAUCUCUUUUAUUUUAAUCAUGAUUUUUGCAUCCUUUACGGCCAUGGCAGUAGCACGACCGCAGGAUGCGGCAUCGUUCAGCACAUAUCCGGAAUUGCACUGGCAACCGGGGACGCAUACUGCUAUGCAAGCUGUGGACUCCGCAGGAUUAUCACUGCAUCUGGGCGGACAAGCGGUGCCGCAUGAGCUUUUCGAACGUGAUUUCUAUUUACUUCUGACCUCUAAUAUGCGCAACAAUAUCUGCUUUAUUUUCCUCAUAAUUUGUGCAUCCUUUGUGGCUAUGUCAAUAGCACAACCAGAGGGUCCAGGCAUUGCUUGCGGCCCAAAUGCACAGUAUACCCCAUGCGGCAUCGAUUGUCGGCCCAAAUGCAGUGAUGAUCCUAAUCCUUCGGAGCCUACACCUUGCUCAGCAGUAUGCGUCGCCGGCUGCCAGUGCAAUUCCGGAUAUUUGCUGAACGAUUUUGGCGAAUGCGUGACGAGAAGUGAAUGUUAAUCAAAGUGAAAGACGCGGCGCUAUCCUUAUCAUCUUUUUCUGGAGACAUUCUGUGAUUAUUAUUUGAAAUAAACAAAUGAAGUUGUCAAACUAAAAGUUAA